AUGCCGCCUCGUAGAGCCCCUGCCGAUCAACAAAACAUGAUGCAAGAAUUUAUCACAGCAAUGCAAGGAAUCUUUCAACAACAAGCUCAAGGUGCACAAAAUCCACAACGCAAUAACACAAGCAUAGUCGUAGAGCAGUUUCGACGUUAUAACCCACCAAGAUUUGAUGGGAGGAGCGGACCACUAGCAAUGGAGGAAUGGAUAAGAGAGCUGGAGAGAAUCUUUGAACAUAUCGAGUGCACUGAUGCCCACAAAGUCUCAUGUGCUGUUUUUCAAUUCUGCGAGGAUGCUAGCCAUUGGUGGGAUUCCUACAAGCGAUCAAUGACCGAACAAGCGCGACAAGGGUUGACAUGGAAUAGGUUCAAGGAGAUUGUGACCAAUCAAUACUUUCCACGCUCCUACCGCAAUCAAAAGGAGGCCGAAUUCUUGGAUCUCAAACAAGGAGAGCUGUCCACCACCGACUACGAAAGGAAGUUCAACCAACUGUCACGCUAUGCCACACGCCUAGUCAACACCAAUGACCAAAAGGCGGAUAGGUUCUUAAGGGGACUACGACCAGAAAUUCGAGGAAUUUUGGCGGCUCAAGGAAUUCAAGAUUAUGCUUUGGCCGUGAGGCGAGCGCAAGAAGUUGAGGCAGGAUUAGAGAUGGAUAAACCACCGCCUAAGAAUAUAGUUAGGCAUGAAAAGAGGAAAUGGGAGGAUCCAAGCGAUGGAGGAAGAGAUACGCAAAAUAAGAGGGAGAGAGUGGAGCCCAAACCUAAUGAAGCACCCCAACUAAGCUACCCCCAAUGUCCGAAAUGUAACAAACACCAUCACGGAAAAUGUUUGUAUCGAUCUGGAAUAUGUUAUUAUUGUCACGAACCGGGUCACAAUGCGACGAUGUGCCCUCAUAAAGGAAGGAAGGAACCCGAAAAGCGAGGAAAUGCACGAUUAUACCAUAUGGGAGGGCCGGACGAGGCAGAAAAACCUUGA
This is a messenger RNA of Salvia miltiorrhiza (redroot sage), 972 nucleotides long. RefSeq lists its product as uncharacterized. The coding region runs from base 1 to 972 and encodes 323 amino acids. Gene Ontology annotation, molecular function: zinc ion binding; nucleic acid binding. The record is from RefSeq and is a predicted model, not a curated record. Lineage: Eukaryota; Viridiplantae; Streptophyta; Magnoliopsida; Lamiales; Lamiaceae. The transcript has a single exon.